Molecule: messenger RNA, 3462 nt
Organism: Striga hermonthica
Lineage: Eukaryota; Viridiplantae; Streptophyta; Magnoliopsida; Lamiales; Orobanchaceae
Source: the annotation of a GenBank genome assembly
AUGGACGGCACCACACCGGCCCCUGGCUCGAAUGACGAGGGCCAGCGGCUCAAAUUCCUGUGCAGCUUUUCCGGCAGCAUUCUGCCCCGCCCACAGGACGGCAAGCUCAGAUAUGUUGGCGGGGAGACCCGCAUUGUCAGCCUCCCACACAAUAUAACCUACGAUAACCUGAUGUCCAAAAUGAAGGAGCUUUUUGAAAAUGUGGCUGUCUUGAAGUACCAGCAGCCGGAUGAGGACCUCGACGCCCUCGUCUCCGUCGUGAACGACGAUGAUGUCAUCAACAUGAUGGAGGAGUACGACAAGCUGGGCUCGGCCGAUGGCUUCACGAGGCUCAGAUUGUUUCUGUUUUCACACCCGGAACAGGAUAUGGACCCGUUGUAUUUUGUGGAGGGUGACGAGAGGGACAAUGAGAGGAGGUACGUGGAUGCGUUGAAUAGCCUCAAUGAAUUGGCGGAUUUUAGAAAGCAUCCCGGUGAGUUGGGUUCGUUUGAUGACAUGCAUACAGCUGAGCAGUAUUUCAGCCAGAUGGGUCUCGAGGGUGGCGGUGGGACCCUUGGGCAUAGGAACAUGGAGCUGCCGAUGGCUCAGAUGAACCUGCGACACCUCACAAUUCCUCACCUGGGCUCGGGCCAGAUCCAGACUCAGCAGCCAGUCGGCAGCCAGCGGUUUUGUGAGAUGGAGGCUCCAUGGAGCCCAGCGUACUACUCCCCCCGCCAACCCGAGUUUCCGACCUCUCCCUCAUCAGCCCGUUUCCGAGCACCGUACGACCGGUUUCCGCCUGAGGAUUAUGGGGUGGUUUUGGUCCCAACUGGUGACAAGGUGGGAGGCUUUCCUGGAAACUUGCUCCACCAGGUAGGCUCGAGCGCGUAUGAAGGGAGUAGCAUAUGCGAUAGUUGCAGGAUGACAUUUCAGAGGAAUCAGCAGGUAGUUUAUCCAGACAUGUCGAUGUGGAGGCCACCCUGUGAGUCGCCACAUUUGGAGUCGCCAUCCGUGGGCAACGGGAACAUUCAGAUCCCGAGUUCUUGCACGGACUGUGUCCUGGGGCGGGAAGUUUAUGUCUUGAAUCCAGAUGGAAAUGUGAACCCUCCCUAUUACUGUAGAGACCUGAAUGAUCCUCGACCGGUUUAUUCUGAGACCCACAGUCACGAGAGGGGGUGGGUUCCCGUGCACCAGCCAAAUCCUGGGGCCGAGGAGUCGAGACAUGGUUAUGUUACGGAAAAUGGGCCGAGUGUUCCACUUGGGCAUAUCCAUCACGAGGACCCACGUUAUGCUCGUUCGGGCAUCGACUAUGGUGGUCAGGUGUUUCAAGAUCAAGCACAAGUUCCUCACCUGCCAUCAGUGGACGAACGUGGGGUCCGCUAUGGAAAUCCAGCUGCAUAUGUGUACGGUACUGAAAAUUCAUAUGUGGGACCUACUGGCGGCCUCAUGCCGGCCCAGUCCCCCUGGUGGAAUGUUCACAGCCCAAUCCAGGUGGGGGGGCCGUCUUAUGAGACUGCGGUUUCUUCUCAGAUGGUUAAUGGUUCGUUGAGUCUUCCCAUGGGAUACGUCCGGGGGACGGUGGAGAGCAGUCCCAGGGUGAGGGCCGGUGUAGAGAAUCAGAACCUGUGGACUGAGUCGUCACAGAAAGUCACGGCCUUUAAUGUUUCUCUCAUGCCGGACCAUUCUCACAUCCAGGCUGUCAAAAUUACUCCCAGUAGUCAGACUAUGGAAAACGUCCAACCAGUAUCUUUUCUUGCGUCUGGCGUAGAUUACCAAAAUCAAAACCAAACUAAUAAGUCGGUUAAGGUAAAUGGGAGCCGUGAGUAUGAAUGGACCAAAGAGAAAAAUAAUGGAGCAGAGAGUAAAGAAACUGGUGUUCAUGAAGUUCAAAAAUGUGCUUUCAUAAAAAAUGAUGGUGCUGAAAAUGAGUGUAAUAAUGCUAAUGUUCUUAAGGAGCAGCCUGAUGAUCAGCUGGAUUUUUUACCUGAGUUAAUUGCUUCUAUGAAAGAGGCUACUUUGCAGAGUUUGAAGGAGGUGAAAGCAAAAGCUCAAGAAGACGACUCCAGUUUGGCGAGUGAGCGUGGUUUUGCAGGAAAAGAAGAUUUUCAAAAUCACAAGAAUGGAGUGGAUGGCAAUGUGGACCUGGAGGUAGAAGAUGAUAGUGAUAAUGUUGAUAGUUCCAAGAUAGAGCUGACGAAAGCUGAGGAAGAAGCUCUUGAUAGAGGCUUGCAGACUAUCAAGAACGAAGAUCUGGAGGAGAUUCGGGAGCUGGGUUCUGGGACAUAUGGUGCAGUCUACCAUGGAAAGUGGAAGGGAUCCGAUGUAGCAAUAAAAAGAAUAAAAGCCAGCUGCUUUGCUGGAAGGCCGUCUGAAAGGGAACGUCUGAUUGCUGAUUUCUGGAAGGAAGCUCUGAUACUAAGUUCCUUGCACCAUCCAAAUGUUGUCUCUUUUUAUGGAGUUGUUCGAGACGGCCCUGAUGGAUCUCUAGCCACAGUAACAGAAUUCAUGAUUAAUGGGUCUUUGAAACAAUUUCUGCAAAAGAAGGAUAGAACUAUCGAUAGACGUAAGAGACUCAUUAUUGCCAUGGAUGCUGCAUUUGGUAUGGAGUAUUUGCACGGGAAAAAUAUUGUUCAUUUUGACCUGAAAUGCGAAAAUCUUCUGGUAAAUAUGAGGGACCCACACCGACCUGUGUGCAAGAUUGGUGAUUUAGGAUUGUCCAAGGUAAAACAACAUACUUUAGUGUCUGGAGGUGUUCGAGGGACGUUACCCUGGAUGGCCCCUGAACUUCUCAGUGGCAAGAGUAACAUGGUCACAGAAAAGAUUGAUGUUUACUCAUUCGGGAUAUGCAUGUGGGAGUUGCUUACUGGUGAUGAGCCCUAUACGGAUAUGCACUGUGCUUCUAUAAUUGGCGGGAUUGUGAACAACACAUUACGCCCACAAAUCCCGACAUGGUGUGAUCCGGAGUGGAAGUCGUUGAUGGAAAGCUCUUGGGCCUCCGACCCAGCCCAAAGGCCCUCUUUCUCGGAAAUCGCUCAGAGCCCCACUUCCGGUUUACCUAGGGUUUUGUUUCGUGGGCUUUUCAAGACUUACCUCCCACCCAGCUCGUCUCGCUGGCCGGAGAUCGACCUUUCCAGCGAAGUUUCAGCCUCCCCUUCCAAGCGUGUGGCUCACAUGUGCUGCCAUAACUUCUGCAGCGAUUUUCACCCGCUGGCUCAUGCGUUGCCGGAACUUUUUCCAGUCGAUGUCGGGGAUAUGCCCGGCUUACUGAGAUUGAACCCAUCAAACCGUCCUCCACCCAACAAAAAAUCUCCUCCGGCCCUCCGCCUUCGCAAUGAGCAGCCGCCCCCCAACCCCACCUCCACCCCCACCCUAUGUGGCGCCGGCCCUUUGCCAUUUCAGACGUGCCUCGGCCGGGCUGCAUCAUCCGCCCUCGCCUUGUGCCGCCGUCUGGCACUCAGUGCCCCCCCUCCUCCCGCAAAAUAA